AUGUCUGCCGUUGAAGCUGCCAAUGAGCCUCAUAAGGCGUUUGAUACCAUUCUCGUCCUUGAUUUUGGAUCACAAUACUCUCAUUUGAUCACACGACGUCUCCGUGAGCUCAAUAUCUACUCGGAGCUGCUGCCAUGCACCCAGAAGAUUGCCGAGUUGUCCUGGAAGCCCACCGGAGUGAUUCUCUCGGGCAGUCCCUACUCCGUAUAUGACCAGGAUGCUCCCCACGUCGACCAGGCGGUCUUUGACCUGGGUGUCCCGAUCCUCGGUAUCUGCUAUGGCCUACAGGAACUCGCGUGGCAUCAUGGUAAAAAUGUUGCCGCCAGUGACAACAAGGAGUACGGGCACGCCUACCUGAACAUCCAGAGGCAUGGAGAAAAGGACCAGGCCAAUAUCGACCGCUUGUUCCAGGGUCUGGACGACAAGCUUGAAGUCUGGAUGUCACACGGAGACAAGCUGUCUCAGCUUCCCGAGGGAUUUGAAAUCAUCGCCACGACAUCUAACGCGCCCUAUGCUGGUAUUGCGCACCAGACGAAGCCGUACUUUGGCAUUCAGUUCCAUGCAGAGGUUACCCAUACUCCCUGCGGAAAGCAGGUAUUGGAUAACUUUGCUGUCAAAAUCUGCGGUGCUAAGCAGGAAUGGACGAUGGAGAAAUUCGUCGACAAGGAGCUGGCGAGGAUACGUGCUAUGGUCGGUGAACACGGCCAGGUCAUCGGUGCUGUGAGCGGUGGAGUCGACUCUACCGUUGCUGCAAAGCUGAUGAAAGAGGCUAUCGGCGACCGUUUCCAUGCUGUCCUUGUUGACAAUGGUGUCAUGAGACUCAACGAGGCUGAAAUAGUCCGGGAAACCCUGACGAAAAACCUCGGAAUCAACUUGACCGUCAUCGAUGCCAGUGAGAAAUUCCUCGGCCGUCUAAAGGGUGUCGUUGACCCAGAGCAGAAGAGAAAAAUCAUUGGCAAUACCUUUAUCGAAAUUUUCCAGGACACUGCAAAGACCCUUGUUGAAGAAUCAGCUGGCUACAAGGAAGGUGAUAAGAUCGAAUGGCUCCUCCAGGGAACCCUUUACCCGGAUGUUAUCGAGAGUAUCUCUUUCAAGGGUCCCAGUGCCACCAUCAAAACCCAUCACAAUGUCGGAGGAUUGCUCAAGGGAAUGCACCUGAAGCUCAUCGAGCCUCUCCGCGAACUGUUCAAGGACGAGGUUCGCAGUCUAGGGACAAACCUUGGAAUUCCCGAAGACUUAGUAUGGCGACACCCCUUCCCUGGACCCGGAAUUGCCAUCCGUAUUCUUGGAGAGGUUACUCCCGACCAGAUCCGUAUUGCCCGCCACGCCGAUUCGAUCUUCAUCGACGAAAUAAAGGCUGCUGGCCUAUACCGCAAUAUCAGCCAGGCCUUCGCUGCCCUCCUACCAGUGAAAGCCGUCGGAGUUAUGGGAGACAAGCGUACACACGAGCAAGUAAUUGCCCUUCGUGCCGUUGAGACCACCGACUUCAUGACUGCAGACUGGUAUCCAUUUGACGGGAACUUCCUGAAGAAAGUGAGCCGCAGAAUCGUGAAUGAGGUCAAUGGUGUCUGCCGUGUACUUUAUGAUGUUACAAGCAAACCCCCAGGCACUAUUGAGAUGGAGUAG
Molecule: messenger RNA, 1626 nt
Organism: Trichophyton rubrum CBS 118892
Lineage: Eukaryota; Fungi; Ascomycota; Eurotiomycetes; Onygenales; Arthrodermataceae
Product: GMP synthase [glutamine-hydrolyzing]
Exons: 2
Coding region: 1-1626 (541 amino acids)
Biological process (GO): GMP biosynthetic process
Cellular component (GO): cytosol
Molecular function (GO): GMP synthase (glutamine-hydrolyzing) activity; ATP binding; GMP synthase activity
Source: RefSeq, a predicted model, not a curated record